UUUGAAAUGUUUUAAAAUUUAGAAUAUUUCCAUCUGUCCCUCUCAUCAGGCAUUUUCUGCUGACAACCAAAAGGGGAAGUAAAACUCAGAUCACUUCCUUUCUUCCUGUCAGUCUAAAAAAAGGAGUAGAGUGAACCUUCGUCUGGUCAAAGUGUUCACACCGUCACCUCCAACAGCAUCACUGAAAAGACUCACUGCAGAUUGUUCAGAGUAAAAUAUAAAUAUUUUUGGUUUCAGUAAAAGUCUGAGAAAAGCUUAAGGAGAGUCGACAGACUGAACUGUGCAGAAAUGACAUUUGUGAUCGGACUGUUGCUGAUGCUGAUCACAGUCACUGAUGGUGUGGUGACCCACUGUGAUGGCAGACAGAAUGGAACUCAGUGUUAUGGAGCUUUGGGAGGAACUGUUUCUCUCCAGCUGAUGGACCACUUCUCCCAAAAACAUUUAUACCAGUUGUUAGCUAAAAACAUGAAUUUACUACAAGUUAGAAAAUCUAGACCACUAGAGAUGCAAAACAGAACUUCAUUUUUUCCCUCUAAUGGAACAUUUUGGAUCCAUAACCUGAGCAGGAGUGACAGUGGUGAAUAUAGACUUCAAACAUUUGAUUCAAAUGGAACAUUGGCAGAACCUCGCACCUUAUGGUUGUUAAUACAAGCUCCUGUGUCCUCCGUCUCGCUGGUCUCUGAGUGUUUGUCUCAGGGAGCGAUGAAGGUGUCCUGCUCCUCUGAGGGAGGGGACAGUCCUCAGUACAGGUGGACUCUGAAUGGAAAGUCACUGACAGAAGCUGAGCUGCUUUCUGGAAACAAGCAGACAAACAUCAUCACUUUGAAACAACACGUCUCAGGACGUCUGGUCUGCUCCUCCUGGAACCACGUCAGCUCUGUUUCUAAUUCGACAAACAUCUGUACCUGUGGCUUCAUUCCUAUUAACUGCACCAAAAGGACUCUGUGCUUUGAACCAGCAAAAAGCCCACCAACAGAGAAGGACAGAACUGUGGUUCACGCAGAUCCGUCCGUGCUGAGAUGCAGUCUGAUGUUUCUGUUUUCUGUUGUUUCCUUUGUUGGAAUCGGCGUCUAUUUCAAGUGGAAGAAGAUUAAAUCUGAGAAAGCUGAACAGUUUGCUGCAAGACACAGAAGAACGCUUUCACAGCGUUUCUUAACAAGUGUACAGGUUCUGUACGAUAACAUUCAACCAAAAUCAUAAUCUAGUAUCACAUUCAAGUUAAAUGUUCUACACAAAGUUUAUGACUUCUAUGACAUGACUGUAACUAUACUGUACAAGCAGAGUAAAGUCAUUGUUUUUAAUAUGAUUCCUAAUAGACUUAAGAGCAAAAUGUUUUCAUCGCUACCAUCUUAACACCUUGGUUCUCAUACAAAUAUACAUUUGUAACUUCUGUUUUGUAAAUAUUUUAAGCUUAUUCUUCAAAAAUGUGUGAUUUAAUUUGGAAAACCUUGAUGACAUUUUUGUAUGUGCUGGUUUCCAAAACAUUUGGUGUACUUUUUUACUAUGGCUUUAUGCAGCCAGCUUAACGCGGCAUUGAAACUAAAAGUGGGUGUUGAAAAAUAAAAUAUUUGUAACUGUUAAUUCAAAACUUACAUUUUAAACCACAAAUUACAUUCAAUAAAAUGAAUAUGCCAUUCAAGUCCAACUUAUUCUGCAUUUUUAGUCGAUUGCUUUCUCUUCUUACGCUUUUUAACGCUAUUUUUACUCCCAAAUCUUUUGUUUUUCAAUGCCAAGUUUUUGUUUCAAUUCUAUGUUAAGCAAAUGUCAUUGUAAGCCCAGAUUUCACACACUUAAUAUUAAUAUGACAAUAAAACUCAAAA
This is a messenger RNA of Oryzias latipes (Japanese medaka), 1820 nucleotides long. The record is from RefSeq and is a predicted model, not a curated record. Lineage: Eukaryota; Metazoa; Chordata; Actinopteri; Beloniformes; Adrianichthyidae.